Messenger RNA from Hevea brasiliensis (rubber tree), 830 nucleotides. RefSeq lists its product as uncharacterized. Bases 435 to 830 code for a protein of 131 amino acids. Lineage: Eukaryota; Viridiplantae; Streptophyta; Magnoliopsida; Malpighiales; Euphorbiaceae. The record is from RefSeq and is a predicted model, not a curated record. The transcript is spliced from 2 exons.
UUAGAAAAUUACGAUUCUUUUUGCAAUAGCUUAGUAAUAUUGCUAAGGACCGCGGGGCAAAGUUUUAUAAUUUUUAGAGCUUGUUUGGGCAGUUUUUGCAAAAAUGAUCAAUAAUAAGGACUAAAUUGAAAUUUUGCGUAUUGUGAUGGAUGAUUGAUUUGAUGGGCCCAGGAGGGGCUGUGUGAUAUGAUUGAACUGUUGAUGUAUGGAUUGCGAGUAUAGAAGUGCGUUUUUAGCCCUUUUGCAGGUUGGGUAGGUCCUAGGUAUAGGGGAGACUCUGCCGGAUUUUCGGCACGACUUAGGACGUACUUGAUAUUUUUCUUUGUUUGUAUUGAGUCAAAUUUAUUAAAUAGAUGUAAUGUAAUUGUCAGGUGAGCCGGGACAGCCUUCUUCCUCCGCCCAGCCGCCACAGUAAUUUGUCGUCAAGUUUGAAAAUGCGUAGAAGCAGGAGAGCUGCCACUGCACCAGAACCAGAUGUGCCCGACGAGGUGUCGGCACAGGAUGAGGCGCCUGCCCCGAGGAGGCGGGGUAGGAGGCCUAGAGCUGCUCAAGUAGAGGAGCAGCCAACCCCAGUACAGGAACAGUCCUUUAUGGCACAGGGUCCCAUGGACCCCAUGGCAGCUACUCUAGCUGGUCUGCAGAGAACCAUCGACAUGAUGGCUCAGUAUAUGGUCCACCCUCCACAGCAGCAGCAGUCCACCGCACCAAGAGAGGAAUCUUACAAACAGAUCAUAAAUUUCAAGAAGUUGGUGCCUGGUACCUAUGAUGUGUCAGACGAUGCAUAUCGGUUUUUGGAUUCCUGCAAACAGCAGAGUAAUUACGAUUGGUGA